AUGAAUUUCGCUAUUCCCCGCAAACAAAAAUCAGCUGCGUUGUUAGUCGCCCACGAACGUCCAAAUGACAUCAAAGCGGUCAUUUCUCGCGGCGGCAGACCCGAUUUGGUCAGUUCCGAAAUUCUUAAAGAAAUACCCACACCAACUUUAUUUAUCGUUGGAGGAAAUGACCCUGCAGUGCUGGGCUUGAAUGAAAAAGCAUUAAAGGAUUUAGGUAGUCAAAUAAAGCAACUAGAAGUUAUUCAAGGAGCAUCUCACUUGUUUGAAGAAUCAGGUUGCCUUGAAAAAGUAGCAGAUCUUGCAGCUCAAUGGAUUAAACAAUUCUUGACAA
Messenger RNA from Cetraspora pellucida, 331 nucleotides. The record is from the annotation of a GenBank genome assembly. Lineage: Eukaryota; Fungi; Glomeromycota; Glomeromycetes; Diversisporales; Gigasporaceae.